Messenger RNA from Musca vetustissima, 942 nucleotides. RefSeq lists its product as uncharacterized. The transcript has 3 exons. The coding region runs from base 1 to 942 and encodes 313 amino acids. The record is from RefSeq and is a predicted model, not a curated record. Lineage: Eukaryota; Metazoa; Arthropoda; Insecta; Diptera; Muscidae.
AUGAUCAAUUUGAUUUCUAGCCGUUCAUAUGUUGGCAUCAAUGAGGAGAUUAUGUGGGUUAGCAUUGGCAUGGGCAUAACCAUUGCCCUAUUGAUCACCAUUGCCCUGUGCUAUAUUGCACGCGAAAAAUGUCAAAAACGUCAACGAGAAUAUUAUGUUAUUACCGCAACACCCGCCACAACAACGACAACAACAAGUACGGCAACAGCUGCAGAGGACAGCAGUUGUGGCCACACAACCACAAGCAGAACAAAGAAAGCCAAAAAAUUCUCAUUCAAAGUCAAUAAGGGAAAGUGUGAUUAUGAAAGCAGAAGGACCACCUCGGCCGCCACCACCGAUAGCAUCUCCAUACCCAAUGCCACCUCCAACGCCAUCAUCAAUCAUGGCAGCAGCCAAACAACAAGAACAAUGACCAGUUUUAGUAAUCGAGUCGCAUAUGACAGCAGCAACCAUCAACAAUGUCAGGCGGUUACUCAUCAUCUUCAUCAGCAUCCGAAUAUAAAUGUUAGAUAUUUAAAUGAACUUAAUUUGCUGUCAUCUUCAGCAGUAGCAGGAGCAGAAGCAACAGGACCAUCAUCAACAUCAUCCACUUCUUCAGCCAUAUUGCAAUUGCCAGUAAACCGGGCGCCAAUGGGGCCGGGCGACUCUACAUCAUCACCACGUCAUUCUUACCUACAUCAAAUGCAGCAGCAGCAACAUCAGAACCAUCACCCACACCAUUCCCACCUGCACCAACACCAACCUCCCCCGUACCAAUAUUAUGCAUAUGACAUUAGACCACCCGGCAAUGACCUACUGCUGGUUGUCUCCAAUGAACAAGACGAUCAAGAGCAGCAGCAGGAGGAUGAACACUUAUACAUAGAAUAUGACAACAACCAUAACAAUGGAAUAAGUUUUACCAGCUUCAAUAUGGGUUCUUGGUGUACACGUUCUUGGGGUUAA